UGUCUGCUCUGCUCGCUCAUAUUAAUGGCGUCUGCUCACGGCCCUCCCAAGGAGCGAGAUAAUGAAGAUGUUUCCAUGGGGCGAAAGAUGGGAGCCAAAUGGUGCAGCAUGGCGAAGGUGUGCAACCACGACCGCGUGCCAAUCUGUGGGCUGAGCCACGCUGGGGACAUCAUGGGCUUCCGAGACCUCUGCGAUAUGUUCGACUACAACUGUAUUAGGAGGAGGAAUUACAAGCAGACACCAUGUCCGGAAGACAGAUCACUUCUGACGGUGUCUCGCCGACCCACCAACAGUUACUUCGAUGAUUGAUUGAAAAACUGCAUUAAUAACCACACCA
Molecule: messenger RNA, 337 nt
Organism: Helicoverpa armigera (cotton bollworm)
Lineage: Eukaryota; Metazoa; Arthropoda; Insecta; Lepidoptera; Noctuidae
Exons: 3
Coding region: 25-309 (94 amino acids)
Source: RefSeq, a predicted model, not a curated record